UUCCACUUAACGAAGUUUUAUUUUUAUGUUUACAGCAUGGACAACGGUUAUUCCGUAUUAUUACAUCUUCAUGACAAAAGCAAAGAAGCGAAAGCAUUUGCCGGCGCACUAGAAGCGUUUAUCUGCGACUACACAUUCCUUCGGCAAGAAAUUGAUUCCAAUGUGAGGCACUUGCCAUUGGUUGUCAUAGUCGCAUCAUCUUGUUCCCGCGAAGUGCUGCAAGAAAUUGAUCAAGGCAUAACGUAUCAAUCUCAUCAAGGUGUGGUAAUUAUUGUCUACUUUCGAACUCAUCCUUCCGAGCGGAUUGCAAAAAUUGAGAACAACUUCGAAGUUAUAAAAUGUGUAAUUGGAAUGGACUUCAAAGACGGGACUUUGGAAAAUUUUGCAGGCGCUAAACCAGAAAAUGAUACAGCUCGAAAGAAAAUAAGAUCUGCGUGCGAAGAGAAUCGUACAAGAUAUCCACCAAUAGCCAGAGAGCACCGAGCACAAAGAACAAUAGAAAUGGGUCCUUCAACAGAGAUGGAGCAAGGAAAAACGGUUUUGCUAUAUGACCCUGAAGAGAGAGAGACAUCUACUGCGUUUACCAAAGCUUUGGGAAAAUUCAUUACUGAGCUACGAUUUCUGCAUUUUAAGGAUGCAACAGAAGAAGAAAAGAAUUCGUACCCUAUUGUAGUUGUUGUUCGAAGCACUACAGUACGUUUUGAUGAAGAUUUAAAGCAAACAACUACACAUUUAGAAGGUGACACAGUACCUAUUAAGUGA
Molecule: messenger RNA, 762 nt
Organism: Mercenaria mercenaria
Lineage: Eukaryota; Metazoa; Mollusca; Bivalvia; Venerida; Veneridae
Exons: 8
Coding region: 37-762 (241 amino acids)
Source: RefSeq, a predicted model, not a curated record